AAUGAGUUACCAACUUUAACCAAAGCCUCUCUAAUUAUGUAAUUAUAUGCAAUUAAUUUUUAUAGUUUAUUAUUUACCUUACAUUCAUCAACUAGCUAUACCAAUGGUACCUUAAUAUCCAAUCUGCAAUUUUCCAUAAUAAGUGAGUCCAAUUUACUACCCAGUAAUUCCAGGAACGUCAUAAGAUAAUUGUAUUGUUAUAGAAGAUGAUAAUGUAAGCUAAUCAUCUAUAAUUUCAUAGUAGAUUCAGCACCCACUGAACUAAAUUCACUCUAUGAUGAUACAAACAUAAACCAAUAGAGAAUCAAAUUUUCUAUAAGAGGAUGUUAUGCAAUAGGAACAACUAGUAUAAAAAAUAACUCAUUAAAAUAACAAUUUGAAUGAAAAUCAACCUCACAUUCGUAUUACUGUCUAUAAAUAACAUUCAAGUUAAACUGACUAAGAAUUUAUCCUUCAAAAUGAUAGGUAAUAAAUUAUAUCAUAAUUUAGAAUAUUGGGGUCUAAUUAUAAAAAAGAAAUAAUUAUUGGCAGAAAAAAACAGUAAGAAGACAAUCAAGAAAAUUGUGAUAUUUGUAUUUACUCUUAUAAUUUAUUUAAGAUUUACCACAUGGUGAUAAGAAUGUUGAAAAAGUUCACUGUAAAAUUUUAACUGAUAAAGGAUUCGCCUUCUCUAAUACUCUUACUAAACCUCUAUUACUUUUCUUCUCUAUUAUUAAAAAUAAUCCACAUGCAUCAAAACUACCUUUUUCAGUUAUUAAGCAUAUAUAUUCUUUUAUCAAGUAAUUCUAAAUAUAAUUAUUAGAAAUAAACCUUAAUUUUAUAUUAGUGAUAAUGGAACCAGAAAUGGUACUUUUAUGAAAAUAAAAAAGGACAAAAUAAGAAUUAUUGAAUAAGAAAAUACUUAUUUAAUAGGAGCUGAUACAUUUUUCCAUGUUUUGGAGAUGAAAUCAUAGCCAAAACAAAAUAAAUCAAAGAAAGUUAAAGAUCUAAACUUUUUCUAUAAUGCUCUUGCUAAAGAACAUAUAAGAAAAGGAGCUAAGAUUCAUGGAUUAACAAUUGAAGAAACUGAAAUGUUCAAUAUUACUCUUAAUGAAAUAAAAACAACAAAAUAAAAAUAAAGAACUUCAUAAAAAUUAAGUCAAUAUGAUAGACCCUAUUUAAAAAUAACAUUCGAUAAUUAAGCAAUACAUUAAAUAUAAACUCAUAUUUUUAUUGCUAACUACAAUUAAGAAUCUGUAUAUAAAAUUGGUAGAUCCCAAGAAUGUGACGUAUUAGUUAAUAUUAAUACUGUUUCAAGAAGACAAGCUUAAAUUAUUUAUAAAAAUAAUGAGUAUAUUUUAUAAACUAUUUUAAGAUGGUUCAUUCAUGAUGGAGAAGGAUUAAGAGAGUCAGCCAAUGGAACUUGGUAAUCACUUCAAAGCCUUUCUUAAAGAAAUCAUGAUAAGAAAUAAUAGUAAAGCAGACCUUAACUAAUUGAAGAUUAAAUGGAAAUUAAAAUAAGUGAAAACAUCAUCAAAUUUGAUUUUUUGAAUUUUGGUGUAACAAAGAAGUAAUUAAUAAUAUUAAUUAUAGGCGCAAACUUAAUAAAGCUUUAAUUCAAGAUCUACUAAAUAUAAAGUGAAC
Paramecium pentaurelia is the source of this 1623-nucleotide messenger RNA. NCBI's taxonomy places the organism in Eukaryota, Ciliophora, Oligohymenophorea, Peniculida, Parameciidae. The record is from the annotation of a GenBank genome assembly.